AUGGAACAAAAUCCAUGUUCCAACCCUGCAUGUACCGAUCUCGUCUUCCGCUGCUGGAAGAAAGGCGAUGGAAAUGAAUGGGAGAUAACCACGAGGGCCGCCGGCGACAAAAGCCGGCGUCUCUUGCCAACCCGCGAGUUCAACGUGUGCAUUGUUGAGGCCAAGGCCCAGAAGAUCCGUGAAUGUCCAGUCUGCAAGCGACACUUUGCGGAAACAUUCGCCAUCCCAGACCUCUGGUGGAAAAAAUAUUGCAGAGACUCCAACGGUUAUUUCGGCUACCAGACCACCAUAGACGACGACGGCAACACGACCGCAUUGAAUACGUGGGCGCGCUUCCCGGUCAAGCUCACCAACAGCGAGCACCCAGGGUACGAAUGGUUUAAGCUCAACGUCUUUACACGCUGGCUCCCAUCACGGCAGCAGACUAUUCUCAUCAUCUUCGAUCUUCGAACGCCCGCGGCGAGCUGCAUGACGCGAGUGCCCGAGAGUGAGCUCGACCCCCUGUUCACCAUACCAGACCCGAGCUACUUCAUCGACCCGUACUGGAUAUACAUCCAACUCCUAGAGAAGGUCGUCACUAUGCAAGACGCCGCUGUGUGGGCGGUACGCGACACGGUCAGAACGACGGAGAAGCAGAGGGAUGUGGUGAACUCAUCGGGCGAGUCGAUGCCGAAACCGACACCGGACUACCGCCAUUUGCACGAGACCGCGAGGCACGCCAUCCACGUCUCGGAAACCCUGGACUUGGGCGUCACGGCUGCCAGGAAGAUCUUGGCGCAGCACCAGAGUCUGAAAGACGAGUCGGGGGCUGGUGCUCGGCAGGAAGCGGCCUGGAAUAAGGCCUGGCAUCACACUCACCAGCGGUUGCAGUUCUUCGAGGAGAUGCUCAGCAGUCUCCAGGAGCGGUCGGCUUCCAACAAGGCCCGGCAUUUUAACGAGAUUUCCCUCGCCUAUAAUAUGGUCGCCCAGUUCGACUCGCGCGUUUCGGUAGCCAUUGGCCGUGCGACACAGCGAGAUAGCGAGGCCAUGAAGACCAUCGCUUUCCUUACGCUCUUGUUCCUGCCGGCGACUUUCGUGUCCGCCGUCUUCAGCACAUCCUUCUUUAAUUUCGAUUCCGAGUCGGGGUCAUGGCAGGUUUCAGACCAGUUCUGGAUUUACUGGGCAGUGGCGGUGCCUAUCACUGCUGUAACAGCCGUUCUGUGGUGCUAUCGCCCCCAUUUCACCCUCUUUGGAGUCCUCGAUUCUCUCCAGAAAAACCGGGUUUCUUCGGAUGCAGACUUCGAUAUUGAGAAUGAACCAGUGUAUUCUUUUGCGUCAUCCGGUUUGAUUCAGAAGAGAAAGGCAUGA
Molecule: messenger RNA, 1347 nt
Organism: Colletotrichum graminicola M1.001
Lineage: Eukaryota; Fungi; Ascomycota; Sordariomycetes; Glomerellales; Glomerellaceae
Exons: 4
Coding region: 1-1347 (448 amino acids)
Source: RefSeq, a predicted model, not a curated record